AUGUACGCGUUAGUAGUGUCCGUAGCGCUGGCCUGCAUACUGCAGGUCGCGCAUUCCAGCCCGGACUUUGGCAUCCAGGGCACGAUCGCCGGUGUGACGAAGAUCAACACGCGAGCCGUUCUGGCGAAGGAGUACUUUCUGCGCGUGGAUGACUACAUCAUCCCGGUCCAGAAGAGUGACAUUAGCAAGCUGCGAGAUGCCGCAGUGAUAUUGCAAGCCAUCGGACAGCAGGUGAACACGCUCGGUCCGGCCCUGAUCGAUGCGCUGACGACCGCGUCGGACAACGACAGUGGUAAUGUCGAGACAACCUUCCAACUGAUCACCAUGGCACGGAUUACGUUUGAGGAUUACAUCAACGUUGUGCUGCAGGAGCAGAUACACAACCUCGAGACGCUGCUCGGUAUAUACGUCCGCGAUCAGCUGGUGGAUGACUUCUUCCACAUUUCGAAGCGCCUGACCGCGCUGGAAGCCACCCUCGUGGUGCUGCAGAAAGCGGCACAGGAUGCACAAACCGCGGCCAACGGUGGGCCAGUGUCGGAUGCGCUCGUUCGGCAGUUCAUCAAUGCCGAUCUGGUCGCGGAGUUGACGCGCCAUCUGACAUUGCUAGCGUAUCGCAUUCCCGUACUGACGUACACGAUUACCUCGUCGCUGGAGAACAUUCAGCAGGCGGACGAGUACUACUACGGGCUGCGGCUGGAUUCGGACCGGGUGCUGGACGAGAUUGACGCAUCCGGCAAAGACUUUUACGAUAAAACGGUUGCCUACUCUACUGCCGUGGAGGAUGCCAUGAAUGCGGUGAUUUCGAACUUUGCUGGCGACCUCGAUUCGGCCACGGCGAGCGCCACCGAAUACAACGUAGCGGGUCUGACGACAGCCAUCGGUGGUCUCAAAGCGGUACAGAACACCAAACUGGCGGCCACGCUCAAAGCCUACAAGGAUCUUUACGUACCGCGCAUUCUCGAACUUUCCAAGCUGCUACCGAUCGAGUCCAACUUCUCCUUCCUUGCGGGCGAAAAUCCAGCCGCUGUGCUGGUGGACGUGCUGAUCGCCAACGGUCCAUUCUCUCGCUUCUGCUUCUGGAAGUACGCCAGCCUGCUGCAGAACAUUCUGCUCACGUCCAACUUUGCCAGCGAGUGUUACGAUCGCGAGUACAACCGGCUGCAGUCGCUGCAGCAAGCAUUACUGCUGCAGAUCGAAAUGAUCACCUUCAAUCAGGAGAUUAUUAAUCCGUAUACGAGCUCGUGCCACUUUCUGUCCUCAUCCGCAACCACACGCAUUGGACAGUGUGCGACUGACAUUGCCACUUACUUUACCGUCAUUUCGACCGAGUACGAUGCAAAGUUGGCUGCGUUCGUAAAGCUGGCCGAUAUUGAGCUGACUGCCAGCAAGCAGCGGCUGAGCGUUUGCUGGUCGUCGAAGGUGCAGCAAAUACUGGUCAAGUAUAAAACGAUUUUGCCCGAAAUUAAGAAUUGUGCUGUGAGUGGACCGCAAGUAUAG
Molecule: messenger RNA, 1497 nt
Organism: Anopheles marshallii
Lineage: Eukaryota; Metazoa; Arthropoda; Insecta; Diptera; Culicidae
Exons: 3
Coding region: 1-1497 (498 amino acids)
Source: RefSeq, a predicted model, not a curated record